Messenger RNA from Plasmodium malariae, 1575 nucleotides. Lineage: Eukaryota; Apicomplexa; Aconoidasida; Haemosporida; Plasmodiidae. The record is from the annotation of a RefSeq genome assembly.
AUGGAAGCAGAAAAAGAUGAAAUUUUACAAAAGUUACCUUCAAAUGAGCUAUAUGAAGAAUUUAAUUCCGAGAACAAUUAUGUUAGUAACAGUAUUUGUAAAGAAGGAAACUAUAUAAAAUGUGUUGACAAAGGUGCUUGUUUUAAACUUUGUAAAAAAGUUGAACGCAAUUUUAAAUCAUUAUAUGAAAUGGGUUCUUCAAAAAAAAAUUAUGACCGUUGUUCACAUUUCAAAUUUUGGGUAUAUAAGGAAAUAAAAAAUUUGUUUAAAUCAAAUUCAGAAGGAGGUUAUGUAAAAGAUGUUACUGAUAUUUUUAUUAAUCUACGUUCUACUCUUAGCGAAACUUAUAGAAUACAUAAUUGUAAUUAUUAUUUUACUGAAAAAAGUUUAAAUGAAUUGAAUGACAAAAUCGAACAGAAAUAUUUAUAUGAUUAUUUUAAAAAUUAUGAAAGUAUAAAAACUAAAGAAUUUUGUAAUUAUAUAAAGGUUGAUAAAUAUAAAAAAUAUCUUAAUGCUAUUAAAGAUUUAUAUAAAACGAAAAAGUCCAAGUGCUGUUUAAACAAUAUAUUGGGAUGUCCGCAUUAUUUUUUGAAAUGUGAUAAUUUAUAUAAUCCACGUAUGCUUUUAUCUAAAUUAGAAAAGCAUGGUGGUGGAAGUUGUGAUGUACUAAAAAAUAAAUCUGAGUCUGAAAGUAUUGAAAAAAUAUCAGAUCCUAAGGAUACUGAAUCUGAUAUUAUGGAGACAUUUCUUUUUACUAAUUGUCAUAUUAAGAAUGACGGAAAAAUUUUAUCAUGUGGCUUAGUUCAAGCAUCUGCAAUGAGAGAUAGCAAUCGGGUACAAAUGAAAUACAUGAACAAUCACAGAAUCUUCAAAAACUCAGACACAAAAAUCUGGUUCGAUUCAGAAAAUGUUCCUGAAACAGGAAUAUAUAAGAGCAAGAUAGUUCAUAGCGAUGUAGAUGGAAAAGACAAAUUGUCAGAUUACUAUGAAGGUGUAGAUAAAUUAAUUAAAUGGAAAUUUAGUAAGGGAAAACCUAUUUGUUCUGGUAAUCCAUCAAACAAGGAUACGGUUAGACUUUGCAAAUAUAUGGAACAAGCGCAUAAAGUUGGUUUGGCCAAAAAAAAAGAUGGUGGAGGUUAUACGGUGAGGAGUGGUGUUUCAUGGAGUGCCAAAGACUUAAAAAUAGGUAGGGAAAAGGAAAGAACAAGAGAGUCAGCACAAUAAAAAUCGUCAACAUUAUGCACAUAUUCAAGAAUAUGUGUUGUUAGCAAUAAAAAUAAAAAAUAUUCUAUUACUUCUAUUUCAGGUGGAAAAACAUAUUAUGGAAUAGAUGAAGAAUCUAAUAUUCCGUACUUCUGUGUCAAUUUUUUGGUUGUGGGAUUAAUUUUUGUUUUUCUCCUUUAUUUUAAAUUUACUCCCAUUGGAUCAUACGUUGGUAAAAAUAGAAAAAGGAAAAAAAGAUAUAGAACUAAUUUCGCUGAAUUAAAUACGCAAAGAUUACCAAGGAGAUUCAUAAAACGUACUUAUAGGAAUUCCAACAGAAGGAGAUUUAGCGUAGUAAAUAUAGAACAUUGA